Molecule: messenger RNA, 4097 nt
Organism: Lytechinus variegatus (green sea urchin)
Lineage: Eukaryota; Metazoa; Echinodermata; Echinoidea; Temnopleuroida; Toxopneustidae
Exons: 4
Coding region: 119-3709 (1196 amino acids)
Source: RefSeq, a predicted model, not a curated record
UCUAUUAUUUUUAUUCAUAUACGAUACAGAGUGCCUGUCUUAAAUUCACAACUAUGCACUGGAAGUAAACAACGCGAAGAUAUUUGGACACGGCUGAAAAGCUACUUCCAGUCUCACCAUGGGCUGUGGAGGAUCAAAAAGCACCGCUGUUGUCGAAAGCAACGUCGACGUUCAACGUCACAGUAGCGCCAAACGAAACAAUGACGUCGUAAUUGAUACAGCAACAGUUGGCGAAAGAGUAGACGACGUUGUAUCCAAUAAAGAAAGCAGUACUGAGGUUCAUACUGUCGCCACAAACGAGAAGUUAGCUACUGUAAUUAAUUCUCGAAAGGAAAGAAAUGGAGAUACAACCGGUAUUAGGGAUCGCAUCGUUUCUGAUGAUCAGAAGGACGUGGAACAUGGGCGUAAUAUCCAUUCUUCAACAAUGGGGCAGAAUCAGAAAGGGAAAGCGCCUCUUAAGAGCAAUGAGGGUGUUCAAGAGAAGAAGAGGGCGACUAAUAAAAGUUCUGAGUCCCAGAAGGGUCGAGAGACCCAGAAGAAGAAUUCAGUUCCUCUUCCAAAAGGGCAAACAUCUCAAGCCAAAGAAGGUGGUAGUCAGACUAGAGAAAGUGAAAAUGAUAACAAUACGAGUGUCAAAACUAAACCCCAAGACCGACAAAACGGCCAUUUAGCGAAAGAGAAUGAUUCUAAGAAAGUUAAUACAAUCGUUACAAAGAGUAAUCAAACUCCCUUACAGAGCGCUCCUGAGAAUAUCCCAAGUAGGUUAAAAACCGAGUCGCCUUUCGAUCCUUCGGUAAAAGUCGAAAAAUACCGAAAAGAACCGAUACCCGUCUUUGGGAGGAGUGCGUUUCCAUUGAGUAAAGACAACCCUGAUUUGAAGGUUGAGGAUACUUUCUGGCCUGGCAAACGUGCCCUGAUUCCUGAUUACAACAAAAUGAAGGAACUGGAUAAACACGCAAUAGAGACCCCACCGCGACUUCGGAAAGACAUGGACCAGCUUGUUGCACAUCUGACCAAAGGCACCAACACACACCUAGAGAAACUCAGGGCGUUAUUUCGAUGGGUGGCUCAUAACACCGAAUACAACGUCCCCGGAUACAAGAGUGGCAAGCUCGGAGACAACUCAGCAGAAACUGUCCUUCGGACCGGACUAGCGGUUUGUGAGGGUUAUAGCAACCUGCUCCGGGCAAUGUGCGAGAAAGCUGGUGUCCAAUGCGAAAAGAUCAGUGGGUAUGCGAAGGGGGCUGGCUACCGACCUGGCAGUGAGAAUCUUUCAAAGCAAACCCAUUCUUGGAACAGAGUGACGUUAGAUGGUCAGACGUAUCUCUGCGAUUGCACCUGGGCGGCGGGUAGCGUUGAUACUGCCUUCACGAGACACUGGAAGGAGGAAGAUUUCUUAGCUGAUCCUACAAGUUUCGCCAAUUCCCAUCUCCCCAGAGAUUUAAGCAACCAUGAAAAUUACCCCUACAGGUCAUUAGAGGAGUGGAACAACACUCCUCAGUUUGGACACUUAGCGCAAUUCUGCGCACUCAAAUGCCUGAGCCAUAAAGAUGGUGUCAUCAAUGCACCUAAUAACAGUUGCUUGAUUAAGUUCAAACUGAAGAGGGCGCUUUACAACACCUUCUGCAUAAUUGAGAACGAAGGUGGGAAGAAAUUGAAAGGAGCUGUGCAACAAUGGUGGAAUGGGAAUGAGUUGUCCUGUAGCAUUCGACUUCCAAAAGCUGGCAGGUACAGUUUCGUCAUAGUUGGGAGCUUAUCGGCACGCCGCAAGGAGAAAAACAACACUGAAGUCUUAUAUCCCGAACAUAUAUCAGAUGCGAUGACCAAUUCAUUAGUAAGGUAUGUUAUCAAAGCAACAGGCAGCGAGAAGUUGAACUCCAUGUCCACUGAAGAGAACUUCAACCUCUUUGGUGCACCUUUGAAUUUGCCAGACUAUGGCCUAGUCCCAGUUUCCAAAAACGAUGCUACGCUUCAUACUGUAUCAGGAAAUGCUCAUCUGGUCUUUAAAAAGCUUCAUCAAGGUCCUUCGUCUAUCAGUAUAGAACUUUACAAAUUUGAAGAUCAAAACAAGAAGCUGUCAUCUUCUGUAUACUGCGAACAAUUCGAUGACUUGGUGGUUUUCCACGUCAGGUGCCCUUCGCCUGGAAGAUAUUCUCUGAUUAUGUAUGUUAAAUUUGACAAAGAGGUUCACUCCUGUCGAAUGAUGUAUACCGUUGUCUGUGAAGGUAAAUUCGACCCCGUGCGUCUUCCAGAUAUGAAGGGCCCUUCCGGUCCGAACGGUCGAUUUGAGGAACUUGGUUUACGUCUCAAAGAAGCGCUCUCAACAACAGUUGUUACCUCAGAAGGAGAAGGGCAACUAGAUAUCCUAAGUGAUCCAGGGAAAGGGAUUAAGGUAAUUGCUGACUUGAAGGAUGUCUCUGAAUCACCAAAGAAAGAUGGAAGCUACACUGUAGAGACAGACAAAAGGGAAACUGAACAGGUUACUACCGUAAACCUUAGGUUAAAGCAGAAAGGCUUCUUCAAACUUUCACUUUUUGCAAAGACCGAGUCAAUGCCCAAGCACGAUUAUAUCGGAUACUGGCUGGUGGUAUGUCGUAAACCGAUCAAGACGGAACAGUUUCCAAUAGGAGUUACCGAAAUCGGACCCGUUGCCGAGUUUCAUUCCCUAGGUUUGCAAACGACUACCCAAAGCAGAAUAGUGUGUGAAAACGGCGAAGGAAAUCUUGAUGUUUUCAGUGAUGCCAAAUCCAAUGUCGAGUUUGUCUUCAAAAUCAAGAAAGACGAAGAAGAUGAACCCGAGAGUAUAGGCCUAAUAUUCGCAGAUACAUACGUUAUGAAUGCAAUCCGCACAACACGUUUCUUAAUCCGCAUGUACCAGACGGGCAUAUUUGCUUUCCGAUUAUUUGCGAAAGCAAAAGGAAGCGGGAAUUUUAAUUACGUUGGGGUAUUCCUGGUAUUGAAUGACAUCGUUUGUAAGAAACCUAAAUUUCCCGGGAGGAAAAUGGCCUAUGGCCCAAACCAUGUGUUCUGGGAUUCAGGAUUGGACCUUGACGACGGGAAGUCAAAGAGGCUAGAACUGGUCAACGGAGAAGGUGAUCUGUUCUUAACCCACAAACCGAGAACGAACCGGAGAAUCAAUGCUGGCCUGGAAUCGUCAGGUGGUCAGCGUUUAAAAGAUCAGGACUCGGCCACAAUGCUUAUCGAAACCUCGUGGUCAGAUAAGGGUGAAAUCACAGCGACAAGAUUGCGACUUAGGGUCAAAACACCCGGGGUCUAUGACUUUGUUAUCUUCGCCGAAAACGAAAAAGACAAUUCCUUCAGCUUUGCAGGAGUUUGGUUGGUUGACUGUCCGACGGCAACCACACAGGCAAUGUUUCCAGUCGUCAGAGGCUCCAUGGGGCCUACCACCAAGUUCUUCCAGAUGGGCCUUUCUACAAAUUCACCCCGAUGUUCAACCCUCGGCGCCAACUCGGACGGGACUUGUACACUACAACUGAUCCGGGACAAGCCAUUUGGAAUUGUUUUCAAAGUAUCUGAUAAAGGAUGUCAGGUUUCUGAAACGAAAUCGGAAAGUAGGAAAUCGUCUGUUACCGUCCGCGUGAAACUGCCAAGUCCUGGAGCAUAUACCCUUGACUUGUUUGCUUCUGAAGAGCAUGAAAGAACUAAAGAUUUUGUUGGAAAGUGGCUCUUAGAAUGGAUCAAGAACUGAAUUGCUUACCUUUCAUUGACAGAAAAAGCUAAAAGAGAAUGAAGAGUUGAACAAAACGACAAUUCUUGCCAGUAUUACUCCAAAACUGAGAAGAGAGAUACAAAUGGGGGCGGCGGAUUGAGAGAGUGGGGGCAGAGAUCGAGAGAAUAUACAGUUAUUUGAGUAUUUAUCAUUUUAGAUUCUAAUAAUAGCAGAGAAUAUAUUUUAUAAACAUUUUCUACGAAAUCAUUUUCAAUCAAAUGUCUUCUUUUCCAUGAUUUCAAAUAACGUGUAUCGUAACAUUGAUAAACCAUGUCGACACAUUUCCCUCUUGCUACACAGCAAAAACUGUGCAUGGUGUUAACCGGUGUACAUAGAGGACCACACCAGUUGUUUUACACCGGUGUUA